Molecule: messenger RNA, 2195 nt
Organism: Salarias fasciatus (jewelled blenny)
Lineage: Eukaryota; Metazoa; Chordata; Actinopteri; Blenniiformes; Blenniidae
Gene: tchp
Product: trichoplein, keratin filament binding
Exons: 13
Coding region: 64-1563 (499 amino acids)
Biological process (GO): apoptotic process
Cellular component (GO): keratin filament
Source: RefSeq, a predicted model, not a curated record
AGCGUGGGAGUAACUAGGAAGUCAAACAGUAACUAAGGAAAACGGCGUCUUCAAUAAAGGUCCAUGGCCUUGCCCACCUUAUCGGCCCAUGUGCCCAGCCGCUCCCGGGUGCUGGCCGCUCAGCUGGCCCGGCAGCGGGAGCAGGAGGCCCGGUGGCGGCAGCAGUGGGACACGCAUGCCCGGUACUUCAGGGAGCAGAGCGUCCGCAGCCAGAAACAAGCGACGUGGAGCUCCAGGCAGUCCUACCAGCAGAGCAUGUCAGCAUACCACAAACAGAAACUGGCAGAGGAAAAGAAGGCCAGACUGGAGCAGCGCAGGAACCGGCUCAGGACCAUGCUUCAAGAAGAGCAAGACCAGUACGAGGCGGAGCUCCGAGGACUCACUCCUGACAGGAGCACAGUGGCGAGUCAGCUGCUGCAGAAGACCGAGGAGCUCCGUUCAGCAAGAGAGGAAAGGAAAAAAAAGCUUGCCCAAGAGCUGCUGAGGGAACACCGGAAGAAAAACACCCCAGAGCUGCGAGAGCUCGAGUCAGAAUUACAUAAAGAUCAUGUUGUCAGCCACUGGCAAGGGCAGAUAUCUGAGAAAAAGCAGAAGGAGGUGGAAGAGCAGGAGGAGACGAAGCGCUUUGAAAACGAGUACGAGAGAACCCGGAAAGAGGCUCUGGAGAGGAUGAGGCAAGCCGAGGAGAAAAGGAAGGCAGAGGCGCGGAGCAGAGCGGAGGAGCUUCGCAGACAGAUGGAAGAGCUGAAGCUGAGAGAAGAAGAGGCCACUCGACUGAAAAAGGAGCAAGAGGCUCUGCUGGUGAAGCAGUGGGAGCUGGACAAGCUGGAGGAGGAGCGGAGGAAGGUGGAGGAGAGGAAAAUGAAGACUGAGAUGGGACAUUUCUUGAUCCGUCAAUAUCGAGCUCAGCUGAAGAGGAGAGCCCAGCAAGUCCAGGAGGAACUGGAGGCCGACCGUAAGAUAUUGGCGGCCUUGCUGGAAGGAGAGGACGAGGACAGGAGGCUGGAGACGGUUCGCAGGGAAAGAGCUGUUGCAGACGCAGCGUGGAUGAAACAAGUGAUCGAGGAGCAGCUUCAGCUGGAGCGAGAGAGGGAGGCCGAGUUUGACGUCUUGCACAGGGAAGAAGCUCAGCGUGUGUGGGAGAAACGAGAAGCUCAGUGGGAGAAGGAGAGAAGAGCCAGGGAAAGGCUCAUGCACGAGGUUCUGGUGGGGAGACAGCAGCAGCUUGAACUGAAGAUGCAGAGGAACCGUGAAGCUCAGGAGGAGUCCCUGAAGAGGCGGGAAGAGCUGAUCCAGGAGCUGGAGCAGGAGAGGACGCUCCGCCGGCAGGAGAAGGAGCAGGAGGAGGGCAGACGGACGGCGCGGCUGCAGGAGAUUCACACCCAGGUGGAGCAGCAACAGCAAGAGCAGCAGGAGGAGCAGCGCAGGAGAGAGCAGGAGGAAGAGGAGCAGAGGAAGGCCCUUCAAAGGCAGGAAGAGGAGCUGCAGCUGGAGUUGCAGAGGAUGGCCGACAAAGGCUACCAGGACAAGAUUCACAGCAGACCUCGGUCAGCAUGGACAUGAGAGACCCUCAAGACUGAACUCACUUUUGGAUUUUUUUAGUAAGUUAAUCAGCUUUAAAUGGUAGGCUCUGUUAUUUGUUAUUAAAUAGUCUUCCAGUCAAUACUGACCAUGACGAUCUUUUCCUGACACGAGUCCACUGUGACACAGAAAUGAAUAUUCAGCUGGUUUAAAAAUGUGACGUUAAAGUUCAAAUGGAUUUUUGAUUUGGUUGAAGAAAUAAUUUCCCCGAUCUUCUCUUGAGCAGCGAGUUGUUUGACAGUGAUGAAAUAUUGUACUCAACUCCUGAAACCGCAUGAUAUAAAGUUUCAGUGGAAAAUGCUUAUGUGCUCCUUAACAAUGGACGCCUGCAAUAAAGAAACGGUCAGUAAAGACAGGAUUUGAACCUCCAACCACUGAAUUAAUACACAGACUGUCGGAUCCUUUCGUGCCUUCUCUCAGAUGAAACAUGCAUGUAAGUUCUGUUGGCCAUGCAUUGUGCUAAUUUUAUGUUUGUUUUGUAUAGAUGAAAUCGGUUUGUAUUUUAGUUACGGAGUACAAAUUUUCUAUUUUGAAUUUGUAACAUUUAUAAAUAAAGCUGUUCCAGUGAAAUCAGAUGAGUGUUUUCUUUCUCGGUGCCGAAAACUGAAACAUGA